AGCGUGGUUCGAUCGAAGUGUGGGCUGGUCUCACCCGUCAUCACGGCUUCUUCGGUGCAACAGCGAUUAACUUCCGGCUGCAUCGUCCUCUGGAUAUUACAACAAUGGGCAGUGUUUUGGCUGCCAGCUCCCCCAACCCUCCACCACCAGCCACUGGUGGCACUGCUGCCCCCGGGUUGACGGUGCCGCCGGGCUUCGGGAUGCCUUCAGUUUCCCCAGUGAUUUCCCCAACUGGGGCUGCAUCGGGACAACAGGAGACGGAGAACCCUCUGCCAAACCCAGGAACGUUUGAUGAAUGUCAUCGCAAAUGCAAAGAGGUUUUCCCUAUGCAGAUGGAGGGCGUCAGGCUCGUUGUCAACAAAGGCCUUAGCAACCACUUCCAGGUGAAUCACAAUGUGAUGUUGAGCACCAUGGGAGAUUCUACGUACAGGUUUGGUGCCACGUACGUUGGAUCUAAGCAGACGGGUCCAGCAGAGUUAUUUCCAGUCAUGGUCGGGGACAUGGACAACAGCGGCAGCCUCAAUGCCCAGAUCAUCCAUCAGAUCACCAAAAGAAUACGAUCCAAAUUAGCCUUUCAGACGCAACAAAACAAGUUUGUUAACUGGCAGGGCGACGCCGAGUUCAGGGGAGAAGAUUUCACUGCAACUGUUACACUUGGAAACCCAGAUGUCCUCGUCGGCUCUGGUAUUGUUGUAACACACUACCUCCAGUCCAUCACGCCCGCUCUGGCUCUGGGAGGAGAGCUUGUUUAUCACCACAGGCCAGGAGAGGAGGGGACGGUCAUGUCCUUCGUCGGCAGAUACACAGGUAAUAACUACAUUGCCACUUUGACGCUCGGUUCAGCUGGAGCUCAUGCUUCUUAUUAUCACAAAGCCAAUGAUCAGCUGCAGGUCGGUGUGGAGUUGGAGGCCAGCUCUCGUAUGCAGGACACCAGCGUGUCAUUCGGUUACCAGCUAGACAUGCCUAAAGCCAAUUUACUGUUUAAAGGCUCAAUAGACAGUAACUGGGUCGUUGGUGCAACAUUAGAAAAGAAGUUACUUCCUCUGCCGCUCUCUCUGGUUCUGUGCACGUUCCUCAACCACAGCAAGAACAAGUUCCAGUGCGGCUUCGGCGCCACCAUCGGUUAGACUUGAAUGUUUGAUUUUUACAGGAUGGACAGACGGUGUCAUGUUGAUGUUUAACCUCACACCAUCCUCGACCUCUUAAAGCAGAUUCAAGCUUAAUCAUGUUUAAAACUUAUCCCAGAUCAAGUUUCAUGGUAAAUAUGCCGAGUAGAAACACUGAAAAGGUUAAAAAUAAAUCUGACGACUUUAAUCGUUGUGUGGUCAGAUGUUAGUUAAAAGGAUGUGGUUGUCAGGAAUUCUCUCGACGCAGACCAGUAGAACAUUAACUCUUUUGUUUUUGUCACUGAAUUCAGUGCCUGUCGUGUUUUUUUUGAUUUUAUUUGUCUCUUCUUUUUUUUUACUGUAAAGUCUCAAUGUGUAGUGAAUGAAAUCAUUGUUUACACGCUGUGAGACGUGUUACACGUCACAACUCAUGUUCACAAUCCAUCCCUUGCUUUUGUUGCCUUUUUACGUUACGUACAUUAGGAACAGUAUAUACACAUGACCUGUAUUUAUAUAUAUAUAAAAUAUAUAUAUAUCUAUAUAUAUAUAUAUAGAUAUAUAUGUAUAUAUAUAUUUGUAUAUGUGUAUAUGUAUAUAUAUAUACACACAUCUUGAAAACUGAUAAAAAUACAA
Messenger RNA from Solea solea (common sole), 1739 nucleotides. RefSeq names its product translocase of outer mitochondrial membrane 40 homolog, like (gene tomm40l). Gene Ontology annotation, biological process: protein import into mitochondrial matrix. Bases 105 to 1127 code for a protein of 340 amino acids. The transcript has 10 exons. The record is from RefSeq and is a predicted model, not a curated record. NCBI's taxonomy places the organism in Eukaryota, Metazoa, Chordata, Actinopteri, Pleuronectiformes, Soleidae. Gene Ontology annotation, cellular component: mitochondrial outer membrane; mitochondrial outer membrane translocase complex. Gene Ontology annotation, molecular function: transmembrane protein transporter activity.